Messenger RNA from Spea bombifrons (plains spadefoot toad), 1245 nucleotides. RefSeq lists its product as uncharacterized. The transcript is spliced from 6 exons. The coding region runs from base 275 to 1045 and encodes 256 amino acids. The record is from RefSeq and is a predicted model, not a curated record. Lineage: Eukaryota; Metazoa; Chordata; Amphibia; Anura; Pelobatidae.
CAUUCUAGCUCUAGAGCAGUAUCCAUGGCAACCGAUGUGCGUUCUUCAUACGCGUGGCUCGUAGGGUCCGGGUCGCUCUUCUAGAUCUUCCCGCGGAGGUUGUAGCAGGAAGGGUUGGCUGAGACUCCGUAUCACCGGAGUGCCUGCUCGCAGCCGCCUCGCCCUCCCUCACACACGCCGUCUCUUGGAAACCCUGCAAACACUCGGUGAGAGCCGCCCGUCUCCCUGCACUCUCACGGACUUGCUGUCUCUUCGGGUUCCUGCCCCCUCGGGGAUGUCUCGUGAGGUCACACCGCCCUCGCCGUCCUCCAGCAGACCCUCACAAUGCCCCCCGCAGGAACAAGUGCUCGGGGGCAUUUCUGGUCAUCUGCCCCAGGGGGUCUGCAGGAAAUGUGCCAAGUACAGGGAUAUGAUUGGUCAACUUCAGCAGGAGAAAGAGGAAGCACUCCAGGACCAGAGGAGGGCUUUCCAAGACCAACUGUCUGAAAUAGCCAAGAACCGGAGGCACCUGGAGGAGGAGCGCGCGGCUCUGCUACGCCACAGGUUAGAGCAGGAGAUGAAGGAGAAGGCGCAGGUUCUCCAUCAGAACUGGAAGGAGGACACUGAUGAGGCCAUUCAGAAAGCCUGCGAGGAAGCAAGGAGAGAGGCCGAGAGGGAACGGGAAAGGGAAAUUCAGCUGGUAAAAGAAGCAGCCGAGAUUGAGUUUAAGGAGCGUUUGCAGGAAGCCGAGCAUCUGGUUAAAGAAAAGGAACAGAAACGCUUUGAAAUAGAGAGACAAGAACUGGAGACAAAGCAUUCUGAGGAGCUCAGAGCUGUGCACGUAAAAGUCUGCACAGUGCAGGAGCAGUUAAAAGACGUUAUCCGUGAGAAAAUGGAUUUUGAGAAUAAAUUUAAGGAGCUCCAGCUGAAUUACAAGCGGUUUAUUGACCUCACCGACUCCGCUCUCCAUUCAGACUACCUCCUGCAUCUAAUCCGCCUGGGAAGACCGCCUGGCUUUGCCCAUGGUGCUGUUCAAACUGAUGAUGUCAUCAAUACUCCUCUCUGAUGUCAUACCCAUUCCAAGCCGAUAAAAUAAUUCUUCGAUAUUUCUCUUCUCUCGUUAAAGCAGACAUUUUUAAAGAGCACUGCAAAAAUAUUAAUAACAGGAAUUUUGUAUUCAUUUUAAAAAAAAUAAGCAAUUUGGAUUGGCUGCUGAGAUUUUACCUUUUAUAUUGAUUUACACAAUUAAUAAACUGAAGAUCCAAC